Molecule: messenger RNA, 1691 nt
Organism: Galdieria sulphuraria
Lineage: Eukaryota; Rhodophyta; Bangiophyceae; Galdieriales; Galdieriaceae
Product: MFS transporter, SP family, sugar:H+ symporter
Exons: 2
Coding region: 25-1584 (519 amino acids)
Biological process (GO): transmembrane transport
Cellular component (GO): membrane
Molecular function (GO): myo-inositol:proton symporter activity
Source: RefSeq, a predicted model, not a curated record
GUAGUUGUCCAUAUGAUUUCCUUUAUGAAGAAAGUGAUGGGGUUACCACCCAAGCUAUAUGUCUUAUUAGUAGUAUGUACCUUAGGAGGAAGCGUGGUUGGAAUAGAUACUGCUCUGGUUAGCGGAGCACAGUUAUUUUUUAUCACUCGAUUCAACCUGGAUACUUCUCUUCAAGGCCUUACCAUUGCGGCCACUUUGUUAGGAGCACUCGUUGGCGCUGUUUUGUCAACUAUACUGAAUAAGUACGUCGGCAGAAAGGGCGCCAUGUUCUUUGGUGGUAUAGAUGCCAUUGCUGCCGGUUUGAUUGAAGGAUUCUCAAAUAUAUGGGGAAUACUUUUAUUGGGAAGGCUGAUUCUUGGAAUAUGUUUUGGUAUUAUGACUAGCACUAUUCCAAUGUAUCUAGCAGAGUGUGCACCGACGGAUAUCAGAGGAGUAUUCACCUCAGUCUAUCAAUUAGCAUAUGCAUUUGGAUAUUUUAUUGGUCUUAUCGUUGAUGUCAUAUUUGUACAUGUCGAACACGGUUGGCGCUUUAUGCUUGCUUCUGUCAUUGUGCCUGCAGCACUGGUAACUUUGGGACUGUUCUUUGCUGCAGAGUCACCGAGAUGGUUAUUAGCAAAAGGUCGUGAAAAUGCAGCAUGGAAUUCGUUAACUCAGUUGAGGUCUUCGGAACAAGUAGCUGUACAAGAUUUCGAUGCUAUGCGCCAGUUCUUGGAGAAGGAAAGAGAGACAAUGAAAAUACAACCCGGUUUCUUUCGCACUUUUUAUGAAAAGCCAAGUGCUCGUCGUCCUAUCAUGUUGGGAAUUGCGUUGCAAAUUGCUCAACAAUUUUGUGGUGUCAAUGCAGUGAUGUUCUAUUUCGACUAUGUUUUACAACUUGCUGGGAUGACGGCUUCCAGAAGUAUCGAUGUGAGCGUUGCAUUGGGUUUUGCUACUGUGUUGUUUACAUUCCCUACAUUUUGGCUCAUUGACCGAGUGGGAAGAAGAUUUCUUUUAUUGAGUACGAUGCCAUUUCUAUCCAUCAUGCUUUGGAUAUGCGGCUUUUCCUUUUUCGGAGGUACCCAUAUUCGUGAAGCAUUGAACAUUUCGGGUACUCUAUUGUUUCGUUUCUUUUAUGGACCUGGAUUGGGUCCCGUUCCUUGGGUGAUUGUAGCGGAAAUCUAUCCGUGGUAUAUUCGUUCCCAAUGCUUAACGAUGAAUUCGUUUGUUAGUUAUAUGUUGAACUUUGUUGUCUCGUUUUCGUGGCCGACGAUGCUCAGGUCGAUGCAUGCACAAGGAGCUUUUAGUUUCUUUGCUGGUUUUACGUUGUUGUCUACUUUGUUCAUCUAUUUGUUUGUUCCAGAAACCAAAGGUGUCGAAAUGGAAGCUAUUCAACAACUGUUUCAAUAUCCAUUGUAUACUAUUGCGAAGAAGAAUCUAAGCGAAACCAAAGCACAUUUGAGCAAGUGGCCUAUUUUCCGCCGUUGUUUUGUAUCACCUGAAGAAAAGGAAACUAGAGAGCAAGUGGAUGAUAACCCAGUUCGUACUUGUGAGAAUGAACAAGAAACGAUCAAAACUUCGUUCGAAGCAUCGAGUAGUAAAGCAUAGAUAUAUAUAUGUGUGUGUGUUUGUGCAGUGUAGAAAUGUGAUCCUUUUUUGUAAAAUAUGUUUUUGUUGUAUAAUGUAGUAUAGUCGAUAAAUGCGAUGUGAAGUCG